AUGACCGAUGCGACAGGGUGGCAUUGUGUCGUCACUGAACAUUUUGUUGCAGGCCAAGGCGCCCGUCAACACGUUGAGUUCCGAGCACAGUCAAGCACCAAUGGAGCACCACCUCAAAGUCUGGCCUUUCGCUUUUCCCAGGUGGACCGGCUGCUGGGCCAGCUUGCGCAAAUGAGCGAGCUUCGAGAUGUGACACUGCCGCGUCUCCCGCCGAAGGUCACGAUUCGGUCCACUUGGGCUGGCCGUUUUGAUGAGACAUUUCUGCAGGAACGGCAAGGUCUUUUAACGAGUUUUUUCGAAGAGCUGUGCACCGUUCUGAACGGAAAGUACUCGGCAGUCGGAAACGUUUUGGACCUCUGCGAACCCUUGGGCGAGUUUGUGGCCAGCGCGGCAAGAGCAGGGUCCACAGAGGAGCUGGCGGCAGUCGCAGCAGUGGAGGCCGCCAUCCGCAGGGAAGAAGACCGUCAGAUAAUUGCAUCACAGGAUGCAGAAUAUGAGGAAAGCUUGCGACAGGAUGAGCUUCGUCGAAUAGCGCAGGCAGAGCAGGCCGAAAAAGAGAGACUGGUGGCAGAGGAAGAGGCAAGACAGCAAAAAGCUGCUGAGGAAGAGGCGGCCGCUCUUGUGGAGGAGCGAAGGCUUCGGCGAGAGACAUUCGACAUGCAGCACCCGCUGCCGGAAGCCGGGAUGCCGCAGGCGACCGUGCGAUUUCGCGCAGCCAGUGGAGCUACCAUCAAGCGUGCUUUUGCUGAAGAUACGCAGGUUUCCGCCCUGUUCGAGUUUGCUGCAGUGGCGGACUGGGAUGGACCAGCCUUGGGCGGGUCAUUUGAUCUCAGGACAUCUUUCCCGAUGAUGAACCUGCAGGGAAAAGAAUCACAGACGCUCAGGGAAGCUGGACUCUGUCCUUCCACGAUGCUGCUCGUUGCGGAGCACGCCGUGGGCUUACCCACAGAGGCCGCAACUGGCGAGGUGCCCUUGGAGCCGGCCCCUGGCAGCCUCGAAGAAGUCACUUCGUUCUUGUCCCGAAUGGCAGCAGAGGCGCGAGAAGCCUUGCAAGAGGAACGUGACAAACUGCUCAGUCGCGAUGGCAGACAGGCCGUCCUCGAGAACGAGCAAAACGAUCCGGGAAUCCAGAGGAGCGCCGAGGCACCCGCCCUAGAUGAUUCAGGUCACGCAGGCAGUGCUCGUCCGGAGAUCAUGCCCUCUCCCUCUCCACCUUCACCGGAAGCGGGUUCACCAGCCGAAAGCCGUCUGGCUGUGCCCGAUGCUGCCGAGGCUCUUCAGUGCAUUGAAGAGGAGCGGAUGGCAUGUCUCGAAGAACUAGAGCGGCAACACGAGGCCUUUGUGGAGGACAUGCAGCAAGAAGCCGAAGACAUCCGUCGAGAGGAGGCGCCCCUGUUGUCCCGUACACUCAACAUGCAGGAACAAGGUGUGCUCAACGGACGUGAAUCCUGA
Molecule: messenger RNA, 1452 nt
Organism: Symbiodinium sp. CCMP2592
Lineage: Eukaryota; Dinophyceae; Suessiales; Symbiodiniaceae
Source: the annotation of a GenBank genome assembly